AUGGAAAUUGUCGAUGAAAACUGGCAUACACCAAGACCCACCAUCAAAGAAAGAAUAUCCUUUAUGUUCAACAAGGAUCAUUUGAGCGACGUCAAAUUUGUUGUUUUUGACGGUGAUGGCGAAAACGAAAGUAGACAAAUGAUUCCAGCUCACAAGUUUAUUCUGGCGAUUAGCAGCCCUGUUUUUGAGGCCAUGUUUUACGGUAAACUGGUGGAGACUGGACACACUAUUGAACUGCCUGAUUGCGAUUACGAAAGUCUGUUGGAGUUGUUUCGCUACAUGUACAGCGAUGAAGUGAACUUAAGCGGAAGUAAUGUGAUGAAAGUGCUCUACUUGGCUAAGAAAUGCAUGGUUCCUUCACUAGCUAAUAAGUGUGUGAAAUAUGUUUUCGAACAUUUAGAUGCAUCCAAUGUUUUCAACGUUCUGCCAUGUGCUCAAAAAUAUGACGAGAAGCUACUGGUGGAUAAGUGCUGGAAAGUGAUCGAUGAAGACGCGGAAGCAGCUAUGAAAUCGGAAAGCUUUGCGACGAUCGACAGGUCGUUACUUGAAGCUGUGGUGGAACGAAAUACUUUGGACAUCGCCGAGCUGGAAUUGUUCAAUAGGCUCAUGGAAUGGGCAACAAAGAAAUUCGAAGAACAAGGCAUAGUGGCAGAUGGGCAACAGAAAAGGAGAAUUCUUGGAGAACGAGUCAUAAAAUCAAUACAUUUUCCAAUAAUGACAGAAGACGAAUUUUCAUUUGUUCUCAGAAGCGGAAUUCUUAGACUAGGUGAAGUCAUUUUCAAAGCGGACAUAAAUUCGGUAGAAAAUCGUCCGGUAGGAUUCCCAAAGACUAAAAGAUCCAGCCGUUUUAAACGUUGCUAG
Messenger RNA from Porites lobata, 861 nucleotides. Lineage: Eukaryota; Metazoa; Cnidaria; Anthozoa; Scleractinia; Poritidae. The record is from the annotation of a GenBank genome assembly.